UGCUUUGUCAGUGAAACCUGUAGCUUCUCUUAGUUUAAGCAGUAUACGUAUUUGUAUUAGAGUCAGGUUGUAAUUUGUCACUGUGACAGCUACUUUGACUACUGGGGGAAAGGAACACAAGUCACCGUAACUUCUGCCACUUCAACGGCGCCAACCGUGUUUCCUCUGAUACAAUGUGGUGCCGAAGAUACAGAAAUGAUCACACUUGGCUGCCUGGCCACCGGCUUCACUCCCUCCUCACUGACUUUCUCAUGGACCAAAAACAACGCGGCCUUGACCAACUUCAUCCAGUAUCCUCCAGUGCAGAAAAACAACUUGUACUCGGGAGUCAGUCAAAUCCAAGUGAGAAAACAGGACUGGAACCAAAGUGAAACGGUCAAAUGCUUGGUGACUCACGCUGCUGGGAACGCAGAGGCUCCUAUCGUGAAGCCACAAACUCCACAGAUUGUCCCACCAAAAAUCUCGCUGCACUCAGUUUGGGAAGGUGAAGUUGGGAACUCACAAGUUCAUCUCAUCUGCACCCUGAGUGGCUUCUUUCCAGACGAAGUGAGCGUCGAGUGGCAACGGGACAGCCAACGUAUCAACAUUAGACCUGUCUCAAGGAAGCUGCAGAGUGUGGAGGAAGGCGAGAAAACCUUCACUUUGAGUAGCGAGAUUGAGCCUAAUAUAGAAGAAUGGAAGAAAGGCUCAAGUUUCACAUGCAAGUCCACACACAAAGGAAAGGAAUUCAGCAAAACAUUAAGUAUUUGUCAAACUCAUUCAAGCUCCCCUCCAUCCAUCCAUGUGGAGACUCCCAGCUUCAAGACUGUAAUGUCAACAUUUGAGGUGACAGCCACAUGUUUGGUUCACACUGUUUUUGAUGCCAAGGUCACCUGGAUGUUGGAUGGAAGAGUCUCAAGUAGCAACACAGUGAGCGAGGACAGAAACACAACUCAUAUCACCAGUAAUGUGAGGGUUUCCUCCAAUCGGUGGAAGCAACUGAGGCGUGUGACCUGCAAGGCAGAACAUAAGUGUUUCUUAAACACUGAAAAGACAGUAAAUGUUGCAGGGCCUGAAGUUGCAACUCCAUCUGUGGAGAUCAGGAGAUCUCUUCCAGAUUUGUUGAAGGGAGACGGUGCUGUUCUCCAGUGUGACAUCACAAAUCUCUCCUCUCGUGACCUCUACGUCACCUUUCAGGCCAAUGAUGUCGACAUCUCUGACAAACAAUAUGUAGAACUUCCUGAAGGCCCAGGCCUCCAGUCAGUCAGCAGACGCUUCACUGUCCCUCAGAGUCACCAGAGGAAAGACAAAAGUUUCACCUGCAAAGUGAAUCAAGGCUUCAUCAGAAGCUUUAAAUCUGAUUCCACAGGCAAUAUUUUUGUGGACCCAUCAGUGGAACUUCUUCUGGCUCCCAGUGAAGAUUCAGGACCUCAGACACUCUUGUGUUCUGGAUGGGGCUUCAACCCUCAAAUUAAAUGGGUUUCUGAAUCACAGCCAAGAUCUCCAUCAACUCAUGAUAUCAGCAUGUCUGCAGAUGGACGUGUGGCAGUAACCAGUCAACUCCAGAUCCCUCAGACAGAGUGGAAAUCAGGGAAGGUCUUCAGUUGUGAAGUGUCUGACAGAUCUCUGAACAAGAAAGUCCAAAAGGACAUCAGCUUCUGCUCAGCUCAUUCAAGCUCCCCUCCAUCCAUCCAUGUGGAGACUCCCAGCUUCAAGACUGUAAUGACAACAUCUGAAGUGACAGCCACAUGUUUGGUUCACACUGUUUUUGAUGCCAAGGUCACCUGGAUGUUGGAUGGAAGCGUCUCAAGUAGCAACACAGUGAGCGAGGACAGAAACACAACUCAUAUCACCAGUAAUGUGAGGGUUUCCUCCAAUGACUGGAAGCAACUGAGGCAUGUGACCUGCAAAGCAGAACAUAAGUGUUUCUCAACCACUGAAAAGACAGUAAAUGUUGCAGGACCCGAAGUUGCAACUCCAUCUGUGGAGAUCAGGAGAUCUCUUCCAGAUUUGUUGAAGGGAGACGGUGCUGUUCUCCAGUGUGACAUCACAAAUCUCUCCUCUCGUGACCUCUACGUCACCUUUCAGGCCAAUGAUGUCGACAUCUCUGACAAACAAUAUGUAGAACUUCCUGAAGGCCCAGGCCUCCAGUCAGUCAGCAGACGCUUCACUGUCCCUCAGAGUCACCAGAGAAAAGACAAAAGUUUCACCUGCAAAGUGAAUCAAGGUUUCAUCAGAAGCUUUAAAUCUGAUUCCACAGGCAAUAUUUUUGUGGACCCAUCAGUGGAACUUCUUCUGGCUCCCAGUGAAGAUUCAGGACCUCAGACACUCUUGUGCUCUGGAUGGGGCUUCAACCCUCAAAUUAAAUGGGUUUCUGAAUCACUGCAAAGAUCUCCAUCAACUCAUGAUAUCAGCAUGUCUGCAGAUGGACGUGUGGCAGUAACCAGUCAACUCCAGAUCCCUCAGACAGAGUGGAAAUCAGGGAAGGUCUUCACUUGUGAAGUGUCUGACAGAUCUCUGAACAAGAAAGUCCAAAAGGACAUCAGCUUCUGCUCAGCUCAUUCAAGCUCCCCUCCAUCCAUCCAUGUGGAGACUCCCAGCUUCAAGACUGUAAUGUCAACAUCUGAGGUGACAGCCACAUGUUUGGUUCACACUGUUUUUGAUGCCAAGGUCACCUGGAUGUUGGAUGGAAGAGUCUCAAGGAAUAACACUGUGAGCGAGGACAGAAACACAACUCAUAUCACCAGUAAUGUGAGGGUUUCCUCCAAUGACUGGAAGCAACUGAGGCGUGUGACCUGCAAAGCAGAACAUAAGUGUUUCUCAACCACUGAGAAGACAGUAAAUAUUGCAGCACCGGUUUAUCAGCUGCCAACUGUUAAAGUGUGUUCGUCCUCUGAUGAGGAAGACGAACUUUCCUUCUCCUGCGUUGCCAAAGAUUUUUCACCAGAAAGUUAUGAGAUCAAAUGGUUGAAAGACGGAAAUGAAGUCACUGGCAAAAAAGACGAGAUCACAGCACUUCCAGGACAAAGACGAGACAGCAAUGGUAACACCUUGUACAGUGCCUCAAGUUUUCUCUCAGUACAGGCCACAGAGUGGAAUCCUGGGACAACAUUCACAUGUGUGUUUAAGGGGAAAGGGGAGAACAAUAUUGAAGUAUUUAAGAAUGCUUCUGUGACCUACAAAGACGAACUACCAACGGGCAAUGUGGGAUGUAAGGAAGCAGAUGUGGAUGUAAAUAUCUUACCCCCCACAGUCGAGGACAUGUUUCUCAGAAGAAAAGGAACUGUAAUAUGUCAAGUCCAGGUACACAGGGGAACAGUUGGGAAAAUACUGUGGCAGGAUGAGAAUAAAACUGACAUGGCUGGAGCAUUUAAGGUCCCAACUAAAGGAAAGAAAGGCACAUUCAGCCUUCCACUUGAAAUCACAUAUGAUGAAUGGGCCGAGGGGAAAAAGCGCCACUGCAUUGUUGAAAGUGAAGACUGGUAUGACACCCUGACAAAAACCUAUGAGAGGAAUAUUGGAGCAAAACCUCAGCGUCCUUCGGUGUUUAUGCUGCCUCCUGUAGAACAAACUAGAAAAGAAAUGGUGACCCUGACUUGCUAUGUGAAAGACUUCUACCCUAAAGACGUUUUCGUGUCUUGGCUUGUUGAUGACGAGGAAGCAAACUCAGAUUUUGAGUUCAAUACCACAAGCUCAGUAGAAAGCAACGGAUCCUAUUCUGCUUAUGGCCACUUAACCCUCACCCUCGAGCAGUGGGCAAAGCCUGAUGCGGUGUAUAGCUGUGUAGUUUACCACGAAUCCCUGGGCAACACAACCAAAACCAUUGUCAGGUCCAUUGGAUACAGAACAGGUGACAAAACCAACCUGGUCAACCUCAACAUGAACGUCCCCGAAACGUGCAAGGCCCAGUAGAUGUUAUGUCAUGUCGCAGUGUCUCCUGUUCUUUGUUGUUUACUGUGUGUUGUUUGUGAUAUGAUGUUGUGUUUGUGUGUUUUUAAUGCAGAUUCAAAAUCAAAAUAAAAAAAAAACUUUGCAACUC
This is a messenger RNA of Acanthochromis polyacanthus (spiny chromis), 4018 nucleotides long. RefSeq lists its product as uncharacterized. The transcript has 13 exons. The record is from RefSeq and is a predicted model, not a curated record. Bases 196 to 3891 code for a protein of 1231 amino acids. NCBI's taxonomy places the organism in Eukaryota, Metazoa, Chordata, Actinopteri, Pomacentridae.